Messenger RNA from Branchiostoma belcheri (Belcher's lancelet), 2100 nucleotides. RefSeq lists its product as uncharacterized. The record is from RefSeq and is a predicted model, not a curated record. The coding region runs from base 1 to 2100 and encodes 699 amino acids. The transcript has 11 exons. Lineage: Eukaryota; Metazoa; Chordata; Leptocardii; Amphioxiformes; Branchiostomatidae.
AUGGAUGCUCUACUAUUCACUGUGGUGGUUGGAGCGGUCUUGUUGUUGGUGGCAUUUUUCUCUGGACUGAUGUGGCUCCGGUCCCUGAUUAAAGGGCUACUGUUAGGCCUUCAAGGUGGUAGUUAUAACGCUGAAAGGAGAGUAUCUAGCAACCAUCAUGGUUUAGAAUUGCUUAGAAGUGAAGAUGAGCAAACCGAGGAACAAGAUGACACAACAACAUCAUCACCAUACACUGAAAGAGGAGUACCUAGAAACAUUCAUGGUUCAGAAUUACUUAUCAAUGAGGAUGAGGAAACCGAGCAACCAGAUGAUGCAACAACUGAACAAGAAUACUCCGAACAGCCACAAGAUGGAACUGUGUGCAAAAGACAAGUUCAAGGUCACGAUUUAGAAGACAUCGUAGAUGUGACAGAAAGACAAGGAGCCGUAUCUGAGAUCGGUGACGUCACAGGGAUGCAGUGUACCGCUUACGUCACCGAUUCCACCAACGUCCGCAUCCUGAACGUAGGCGCCAACUCCGUGGUACAUUAUGGGAUGCAAGAAGAACAACCACCUGUUGAUGACGAGCCGCCCACCCCCGUACUGUGCAUUGUGCACAAGCCCACUGGACCAAUCACGUCGCUCCGCAGGCGGUCACGUGAUCCCGACCCUGAGGAAGACUGUCGUCUACUGUUCGGGGUCAAAAGUGACGUCAUCAGUAACGAGCUCAUGACCUUGACCUUCAGCGAGAACCUGUCGAACGGCAUUGUGGGAACGGACAUCAAUGAUCCUUCUCGCCGGUACCUUAUAGACGUAACUUCCAUCAGUAAUGUGUCCAGUAGCGAUGAUCACUGCGAGAGGCCGUCCCGUUGCCAGUACUGCCCGUUACUCCCAGACCCUUCACAGAUAACACUGACCAAAAAUGUCUGCGGAUUUUGGCUACGAUUCUUCGGACCGGCAACUACAUUUGACGUCACCCUUGGUCUCCGAGUCGCCACACUUCGGCACGACGAGACGUUUCUGGAAUCACCCGAACCCUUGCCGAGUGACUCCGAGACCAUAGAACUCGUGGACGAAGUGACGAUAAGCAUCGAAACUUGCAACUCUCGAAGGAGACGAAAGAACAACUCGGAAACAGAAGUCAGGGACAGAGAUGGCGACGAUUUGAAGACCACAAGAUGGAAAGAUGUUUGGAUCCAUGGAUCAAAAGAGAUGACAGACAGUUCAUGUGCCCUCGUGCCUAGAACGAUGAGUCGUACAAAACGAACAGGCAGUCUGAAGACAAAAACGUACGGCCAGGUCUUGAGUCGCCUGGAAAUGUUGGGAGAGGAGGGAAAAUGGGCAGAAUUUGACUACUUCUCUGUCCAGCUGGUGAAAACGUACGAAAGAAAAGACGUGGACUUAUACCUUGUCGUCGUGUUGGAGCAAGCCUUUGCGGAGUACUACAAGCGGAACCUGGGAGCAGCGGUGACCAUCGCAAAAGGCGCGCUGAGGACGCUGAAGAAGAGACCAGCGGACAACAGCACCAUGCUGGCCGGGCGGACCUACUACCUGCUGUCUGCUAUCUACCAGGUCGCCAGGAAGUACGGGGUUGCGGAGAGGUGUAUGGAGCAUGCACAGCAGGCUUUGUCCGACUUUGAAAUCGGCGAGGACACCGGAAACGCCUGCUACAACAAAGGGUCGCUGUACACCGACAUGAUCGCAAACGACAGCUGCCCAUCUGACAGGAUGUUCGAUGAGGUUCGUGAAAGCCUAGAGUUGGCCAUUUGCCACUGGCGGAAGGACCCGUCGGGCUGCGUGGCCCACCAGAGGCGAGCCCACACCAAGCUCGCCUCGGCUCUUCUCGUGUGCGAUUCCCAACAAGGACGGGCACGAACCGUCAACCCGAGAAACGUCGAGGCCGCCCGAAGAAGCAUCGAAACGGUUCGGAAGGAGCUGUGGCAGGGGAUGCCGAAGAGAGGGCGUUGUCGCUUCCUCCUGACUGAAUCAGAUCUGUACUACAGAGAGAAAGGCUACACACUCUCACAAGAGAAGGCUGAAGAAGCGAGGAAUCUUGCCGAAGAGUGUGGCUUCAAGCUUGAAGCAGACAUGGCAAAACAACGUCAGGUUGUUCUGCUGUAG